Molecule: messenger RNA, 2032 nt
Organism: Athene cunicularia (burrowing owl)
Lineage: Eukaryota; Metazoa; Chordata; Aves; Strigiformes; Strigidae
Gene: DNAI7
Product: cancer susceptibility 1
Biological process (GO): viral process
Cellular component (GO): axoneme
Molecular function (GO): beta-tubulin binding; microtubule binding
Source: RefSeq, a predicted model, not a curated record
AUGGUUGAAUGGCCAAAGAAACCUUUAAAACCACAUGUCUUCUGGCCUACUUUUGGAUCUUUUGAAGACUGGAUUUGCCAGGCUUUAAGUACAUAUGUUUACUCAAUAAAACCUUUUAGUCAAGAAGAAAGUGAUUACACAAAAUUGUGGAUCGGGAUUUCACGUCCCUAUCCAGCUUCAAUACUUACACUAAAAAAGGAUGAGAAAUCUGAAGAAAAAGGGGAUAAGAACAAGGAAGGGACAGAGAAAGAUGAUGAAUGGGAAUCACUAGAUAACUUGCCGCCCCCAUACUUUAAUUAUCCAGUCCCAGCAGCUUUAACAGCCCCGGUGGCUUUAACAGCUCUGGCAGCUUUAACAGCUCCUACGGUUCCCCUUCUACCUCCGGCUGCAUGUACAAGACGUAAAACUGCCGUAACUGAGGGAGCUUCUUUAUAUCCUGUACGGGAGGUACCCCUUGGAGUCAAUCAAGGAGGCAUCGGAUUUGUGGCAGUCCCGUUAAACACCUCCAAUGUACGAAAUUUUAAAAAAGAAAUGAGGACCCUAUUAGAUGAUCUUCUCAGAGUAGCUGAGAGGUUAGAUCAAUUUUUAGGUCCCAAUACUUACACUUGGGAAGAAGUACAGUCCAUUUUAGGCAUCUUAUUUAUUGCCGAAGAAAGAGGAAUGAUCAGAAAUAUAAAAGUGCUGCCCAUCUUACUAAGGAAAACUGUGGAUUUUAACUGUUAUUUACAGGUCCAAAAUCAUGUGUAUUGUGAUGCACAGCAUGGAUUUGAUCUUCCAAAGUCACAGGCUGUAAGCACCGUUGCUGUUCGCAUAUUGAAUACUCAUUAUGAUCGUGUGUCUCCACUUUGGCUACAGUGUCAGUGUGUGCCAAAAUUGGAAGUCUCAGAUAGAGAGUUAACUUGGCAUUCAAAAGACAGUGUAGAAGAACCAGAAGGAAAGAAAGCCAGAUAAGAGCCCAACAUGCCCACUGAAGAAGAAAUGUGUUUUGAUGAGAGAAAGCGUGCUAUCUCCUUCAAAGAAAAGAGCAAUAGCAUAGCUGAUAUAAAUGAAUCAGAGGAGGAAACUGAGAAGAAAUCAGAAAUCUUAGAUACACCAUCACAAGUUCAGGAUCUAUUGAUGCAAGAGACGACAAAUGAAAAAGAAGAGGCAAUAACCGAUAAAAACGUCAUUGAUUUGCAACAGUUUGUACCGGUGGGUGGUAUGUGCCAUAUUGAUGCUCUGCAGCUUCCACCUCAAGUCAAACAAAUCAAGGGCUGGCGGAGCAAACUAAAGGACCAAGUUUUCAAUGAAAUUUCAGUUACACUUGGCCAAUUUUUGGAGCAGCUGGAAGGAACAGAUCAGCCUGCACUUAGAGGCAUGUGCUUAGAUAAUCAGUGUAUGUUGUCUUCAGUAAUGGCAGAAGAGAAGGAUGUGCUUUUCCACAUCACAGGAAAAUGAAUAAGUCCAGUUGACCCAAGAGGAGUUUUUUUUAAAAAAUGCUGUAUUUUCCCAGUAGAGUAUUCUCACAACCAUGGCUCUGUGAAUGUGAAGGUGAGCUCCCCUGUAGCAGAAGUUAGGACCUAUCAACAGAUGGCACUGGUUGCACCUGCUUUUGCCUGGAACAAGUGGAAUCUAAAAGCAGGUCAAGAAAUAUUAGUGUUCAAGUUUUUGAGCAUCUUAGAUUCUGUCAAAGACUGGUCUCUCUGUAUGUUUAAUGGUCAGAAAGCACAAAAACUCAGGAUCAUCAAAACCAGUGAAGCUUUUUCAGAAGAGCUAGGUGACAAUUCUGAAUUUCACUUCACACUCUACCAUAUGCUUAAGGACUUUAUCAAUUGCUUCUUCGCUGGCAAAGUGGAAAGAGCUAGUUUCCUGUUUAUUGAUGUUGUAUAUCAGCUACUCCUUGCUACAAGAGUUGUAACACUUAAAUACUGCAUGCUUUUCUUCGAAACUUUAUUAUCAAAAGCUUUCAAUAAAGUUACAUUUCAAGUCUUGAAUCCUUUUCUAUGCAAAUCAUUGGAACAACUUCAGUGACUAAAAUGCAAACAUAUUUUUG